Molecule: messenger RNA, 2329 nt
Organism: Sitophilus oryzae (rice weevil)
Lineage: Eukaryota; Metazoa; Arthropoda; Insecta; Coleoptera; Curculionidae
Exons: 10
Coding region: 156-2171 (671 amino acids)
Molecular function (GO): protein binding
Source: RefSeq, a predicted model, not a curated record
UUUGACAGCUCUGAAUGUCUUGAUUUUAAAACUGGAUGUGAGAACUGUGACACUAUUUUGAAAAUGACCUACAAAAAGAAACAAGAUCCUAUCAAAAACAUAAAAAGUAAAAAAAUGCGAAGCCUCGCAAAGCAGUUAUUUCAUUACAAAGAAUUAUGAGAUGGCAUGUAAAACCAGUCAAUUUCAAGUGUCAAGUUGUUGUCAAAAGCGGUCCAAACAAGUAUAUUUUUGUCUAUUUUUUUUCUAAUUUGUAUAAAAUGAUGGACGAAGAAAAUAUGAAACAGGAAAGCGUCGCGGUGAUAAAAAGCAAGUUCAAGUUGUACUCUAGCGGGGCAAAAUUGAUCAUGGAACCGAUUCCGAUUCUGGAGGAAGAUCUGUCGGUAGACGAAUGCGAUAGUAAACAUCUGCUUAUGAGGAAUACGGAAUCUUUUACGUGUUUGAGGCAGUUAGUGAUAUCCAGUAGUUCUAUAACGAAAAACAGAUUAUUUUUGUUUCCUCCAUUGGAAGAUCCUGGUAUUACAGCUACGUUUAAUUUCGAAGAUCCAACUCCGGAUAUAGAUGAUAUUGGAGUCGAGGCAUAUAAAAGAAUGUGCAAGGAAAUGGAAAUUGUUCCAAUAUCUCGAGUAAUAAAAUCGUUAGCAACAGACACUCUUGAUUUAAAGUAUUAUGGACUAACUUCCAAACAGUUUAAAGCAUUAACUGAAACACUAAAACCAAACUCGCGUGUAACAAACCUAAUUCUUGAAGAUAAUUGGUUGAACGUAGAAAUGGUAUCUAUGCUGUGCGACACCAUUGUUGAAAACACUGCUCUGCACUAUUUAAGCUUGAGAGAAUGUAGAAUUGGAGAGGAAGGGGCUGAAAAAUUAGGAAAGGUCUUAGCCAGCCUCCAGUCGAUAAAAUCGUUGGACCUGAGCUUCAACGAUAUAGGCGACCAUGGACUCCUACAUCUUCAAAACGGACUGUCAGAAAAUAUGUCACUGAAAAAACUGAAUAUCAGCCACAACAACCUAACCGAAGCAUCCGGCGAAGCCUUAGAGAAAAUACUUAUGGCAAACAAGUAUAUCGAAGAUAUCGAUUUAUCCUGGAGCGGAUUUUUUACGACGCAAUGCAACAAGAGACUAUUUAAUGCUUUGACUAGAAGCAACAGGAUUAAAGUAUUGAAUUUGGCCUGGAACGGAAUAGGAGAUCCACAGGCUGCCAGACCAAUCUCUAGGUACAUACGAGCGACGGAUACUUUAGAGGAGUUGGAUCUAAGCAACAACAGAUUAGUUGAUGAGUCUCUGGGAGUGAUUCGUGGUGCAAUAUUGAAGAACCGCUCUUUAAAAAUUGUUAGAAUAGGCAAUAAUAUUUACACGCCUGACGAUGCCCAUUCCUUACUAACAGUUUUAGUGUCAAAAGGAAAGGAUCCGGAAGAUCCCCUAAAAGUACUAGACAUGGAAAAUAUGUACAUAAAUAAAACAUCUAAACCAGUUUUAUUAAAAAUUAUUGCUACUGGCAAAACAGUAAAACUAGGCGGAAUAUUGAGCGAUUAUGAAAUAAAAGGUCCAAACGUACACAAACUAAUAUACGACAGAUGUAGAUAUAUUUUAAUGAAACCCAAGAGGAAAAAAGCCAAAAAGGACUUUGGUCAUUUCAUUUUGUCUCUGCCCGACAUUCCCAUCAUCCCUGAUGAGUUUUUCAAAGUGAUGAAGAAGCUGAAAAUAAAGAAGUUGGACGAUGCCCUUGUGAAAGGUCUAAUGGAUUUGUAUCCGACGAAAAAUCAUGAAAUUAACUGCCCAGAGUUGGUUAAGGAUUAUAUGAGUCUCUAUCCAGAAACUGAGUUGCCACCUGCGAAGCCCAAAAAGCAGAAAAAGGCAAAGGCAUCUAAGAAACAGAAGAAACCGGAGGAAGAACUGAUGGUACACGAUUUGGAAAAUGCCCCAACAACGGAUGAGGCGGAUAAUAAGGAAGAAAAUUAUAAUCAGUCGCAGUUAAAUCUACCAGCAACAAGCCCCAGUGACCAACGUUUUCAACAGCACAGCAGAUUGAAUGCAAAUUUUUCCAAGCAACACGUCUCCAAUAUGGAUCCUCCAGCACAUCAAUCUAUGACCAAUGUAGAUCCUUCAGUAAAUAGAUCUAAGGUAGAAAUCAUUGCCAAAUCCAACACAGAACUGAAUAACCAAGCCGAAUGAUUUUAAACGAUGAAAUAUUACGUACAAUAUAAUAUGUUAAAUACAUUUUCUUCAAAAUUUUAAUCUAUAACGAAUAUUUUCAUAGUAUUUCUAUAUCGAUAUUACCAUAUCAUUAUGAUCAAAUAAAAAGAAUAUUACAACUGAAGCCCCACGUUGGG